AUGAUUGCCGGAACCCUGAAGAGUACCGAUCUGGUUGAGGAGUAUGUUCGACAGAUUGAGGAGCACAAUGGGUACCUUCGUGCGGUCUCUGUAUAUGCGCCAGGCCCGCUUCAUGGAAUUCCUGUUUUGAUCAAGGAUACCUUCGACACUGGGCCAAGCCUGGAGAUGAGGAAAUCCGCAGGAGCAGUGGCGCUCCUGAAUACAAAGCCCACAAAAAAUGCGGAGGUUAUCGACAAGCUGCUUGCUGCUGGAGCGGUUAUUUUGGGAAAGACAACUAUAUCAGUGGGUACCCAGGAGCUAAGCUAUCGAAAAGAAAACGGUCUCCCAUGCGGUUGGUCUGCAGUUGAUGGCCAAGGACAGUCUCCCUAUAUUCCUGGGGGAUUCGAUCCAACCGAUUCGAUUGGAGGGCAUACUGUACCCGGCGGCUCGUCCUCGGGAGUUUCCAUCGCCAUCAGUGCUGGUCUUGCUGCUAUUGGAGUUGGAGCCGAUACCGAUGCCUCCAUUACCGCCCCAGCGGUUAGAGCGUCUCUGUAUUCAAUUCGACCGACUACUGGAAUUGUUUCAGUGAAUGGUACAGUCCCGUGCUCAAAGACUUUUGACACCAUUGGCCCUAUGGGUAGGAGUGUCCGAGAUGUAGCAGACCUCUUGACGGCUCUCGUUGAGCCAGGCAAGACAACAAUCCCACAAGGCGGUUAUGCAUCCUCCGCCACUAAGGAUCAUGGAAAGAUAUUCAGGAUUGGUACGCUUGAUCCAGAAGUUUGGAAUUACCCAACCUUCUUAGUCAAACCUGUGCCCGAAGCUACAGAGCAAAUGAACCGCGUUGGUCUGGACACGUACUCCAAGAUUCGUGAUGGCUUGGCCAGUGUCUUUCAUGAGAACGUCGACCUCCCCCCUGUUUCGGAAUUCAUGCUGAACGGGAAACAUUCCAUCUACACCAUCUGGGACGCAUAUAUUGAAUUGGUUGAUGUUCUCAACGACUACCUCAGCGAACUGCCAGGAUCUCCCGCGAAGAGCUUAGCGGAACUUGUGGAGUGGAAUCAAGAGCACGCAGCACAAGCACUCCCCACCGAAUAUCCGAGUCAGGAUGUGUUGAUCGAAGCACUAAACACGAAGCUGUCCCCCGACCAGAUUGAGACGCUCCGUGAGCACUAUUUGGCCGUCGGUUCAAACCUCGACGCAGCUUUACAGAAUAAUGAAAUCGACAUUAUUGUCGCCCCCGGAGAUUGCUUUUUGACUCAAUAUGCCUCGGCCAAAGGCUACCCAAUUGCCGCGGUACCUAUUUCAUCUAUCGACUACAAAAGUCGACCUAUUGGGCUGCAGGUGAUUAGUUCUGCUCAUCGUGAGGACCUUCUUGUUGCCUUCGUGAGUGCCUUUGAAGAUUCGAUCUCGGAAAGGCAGCCCCCAACUGCGUUCCUUCAGGCCUCGAAGGAAUAUAACAAACAAGCUCUACCCUAG
Penicillium psychrosexuale is the source of this 1455-nucleotide messenger RNA. Its product is annotated as amidase signature enzyme. The coding region runs from base 1 to 1455 and encodes 484 amino acids. The record is from RefSeq and is a predicted model, not a curated record. Lineage: Eukaryota; Fungi; Ascomycota; Eurotiomycetes; Eurotiales; Aspergillaceae. The transcript is spliced from 11 exons.